Messenger RNA from Funneliformis mosseae, 1092 nucleotides. The record is from the annotation of a GenBank genome assembly. Lineage: Eukaryota; Fungi; Glomeromycota; Glomeromycetes; Glomerales; Glomeraceae.
AUGCCAGAAAUAACUAUUACCGUUAAAAGUUCUAACGAUCAAAAGUAUAACGUAAAGAUAGACACUUCUAAAACGGUUUUAGAAUUCAAACAGGCAAUUGCUGAAAAAUGUGAUACUGCAGCAGAUAGACAAAGGUUAAUAUACUCUGGUAAAGUUUUAAAAGACGUUGAUACACUUGAAACUUAUAAAAUCGCAGACGGUCACACUGUUCAUAUGGUGAGGGGAUCUACACCAGCCGCCGCUGAUGGAUCUACACCAGCCGCGAAGCCUCAACGAGACACAACUACUCAGACUCCUCAAGCCACGCCAACCCCCGUUCCUUCUACAAACAAUACACCACCAAACCUAUUUGGAGGGUUAGGUGGAUUUCCUAGUAAUACAUACGGCGGAGGAAAUGUAGAUACAUUACAUUCAUUACUUAACAAUCCUACGACCAUGCAGUACAUGUCGCAAAUGUUGCAAGACCCUCGAUUCGUUGAUAAUGUGAUUGCUAUGAAUCCACAAUUUGCAUCAAUGGCACCACAAUUGAGACAAAUGAUGCAAGACCCAGAAUUUCAAGCACUCAUGUCAAAUCCUGAGGCACUUAGGAACAUGGCGGCUUUAUCUUCGUAUAUGGGGGGAGCUCCAGGACCUUUUACUGGAGGUAGUGGUUUAUCCGGAUUUGGUGGAUUGGGUGGAUUGGGUGGAUUAGGACAACCUAUUGGAAAUAAUCCCGCAACGACUACACAACCUUCUACAACAGACACGACUAAUCGAACAACAACCACAACAGGAGGUACAACACCUGGCAGUACAGCACCUAAUACAUCAACACCUGCAAUUAAUCCUUUUAGCUUCCUUAAUCCUGCCUUUGCUGCAGGUAACCCAAAUUCUACUCAACCUUCAAUGCCUGCUGGAUUUGAUCAAUCAUUUUUGUGGGGCCUCAACCCUCCAUCUACGCCACAACAACCUCCGGAAGAAAGAUUUCAGACGCAACUUCAACAAUUGAAUGAAAUGGGAUUUUGGGAUGCACAGAAAAAUAUCAGGGCAUUGCUGGCUUGUGGAGGAAAUGUCAACGCAGCUAUUGAAAUGUUAUUGUCUGUUGAUGACUGA